Molecule: messenger RNA, 3895 nt
Organism: Exophiala xenobiotica
Lineage: Eukaryota; Fungi; Ascomycota; Eurotiomycetes; Chaetothyriales; Herpotrichiellaceae
Exons: 2
Coding region: 346-3369 (1007 amino acids)
Biological process (GO): protein sumoylation
Molecular function (GO): zinc ion binding; SUMO ligase activity
Source: RefSeq, a predicted model, not a curated record
UGAUGAUCCCUUCAUGACUUCGAACCCCGGACUGCUACCCCUCUAUGUUACUCUGGCACCGCACUCUAGAUCUUUGGUAGGUAGUUACAAGACGGCUGAUAGAUCCCUGCAGCCUGCCAUGCAAUGACCGUGUAAGAACUACAACCUGGCGCUUGGUAAAGUUCGAUACGGACCAAUGACCAGCCUUACCUAGGUGACGCUCCCGUACAGCAAUUGCAUGUCCGCAUGUGAACAAAUCAUGGUACAAUGCGACCACACCGCCUGAACGCAACUGCGCUCACAUAAAUCUCUUGCUUGUUCCUGUCCUACUUCUGAUGACAGAACACCACAAUACCACAGGUAAACAUGCAAGACACUAGCUCCAACGCCUGCAGCCGCCUCGUCUCCGCCAACGCCUUAGCCGAUUUCCAAACCUCAAACGCCACAACUCAGUUAUUCCUCGGUGGAAGCACAAGACCAUGGAUGACAACCCCCCAAACACCUCGAGUCCCAAUUGCAAGAAGACACACACCACAGCAUUCACAGGAUGGCUCCCAACGAACAGGUGGAAUCCCUUCUGUGCAUGGAGCGCAAGCCUUUACAAACGUUCCAGUUACACACACGCCUCCUGCGCAGCCGGUUCGAAGCCAGGCAGCACACCUCCCACAUCCAGGUAUCCAAAGUCCUACAGCAGCCCGAUCUGCCACAAGCAUUGUUCAGCAGAAUGGAACCAUGCGCUUGACAGAAUUCGGGCCUUCGAUGGUUGAGAUUCAACCUACAGAACGACAAACUACCAGUGUCGCAACAGUUGCCGCUCCGAUUCCCCCAAGCGUUCCGCUUUCAGACGCUGCGAUGCCGCCUUCUAACGUUACCUCCAUGCCUGGUGUGAGCGGCGAGAGGAGGAGGAAGCGAUCAAAGAUCUCUGACCUCCUCAAUGAUCAGGUUCCACAUUCUAGCAAGAGGAUGACACCAAUUUCUGGGUCGACACGUAUCUCUCCACAACUACCCACGCCGGUUGGUUCUCCCGCAGAAGAAUCCGACGUCGAUUUACUUAGUACCCAGCUGGAAACAGCGCUUGGAAUGGUUAGGUAUCGCCCUUCUACCGUGGACCAGAGACCGGACUUCGAUCAAUUUAGGAUCGACAUGCUGCGCGAGGCCUGCCGAUUGAACGAUACCUUCUUCCUCGUAGUGCACCUUAUCUUGUGUGCCUGGUCUCAUCGUCGGGAUGCUCUAUUAUCGCAGCUUGGUUUGACCCCAAUCCAUGAACAAGGCCUUUUGACUCUGCAGCAGCAAUAUUUGGGGUUACAACGUCAAUUAAGCGUUGAAUUGGGUCGUGUACUUUCCACCUUCCCAUGUCCAGUCGAACAACUUCUGGCCGCAAGCUCGCGCCUUGUCAGCCUUGUGGAGCCUGUCAAGCAGUUCUUGUUGUGCGUGGCCCAGAAGUUACCCUAUACCAUUGAGUACUUUAUCAAUCGACAAUGUCCUCCAUGGCCGAUCGAGCUCAAGGUCACACUGGGCCUUUCUUCAAUUGUCCUUCAGAGACAAUUUUUCCAGACAUUUCUGAAAUGGCUUGGGACUGAUCAGGAUUGGGACCGGAAGGCUUUACAGCUCUUCGAAUGUGCACGGGAAGACCCCUCUCAAAAUUCGCUUCCGGCAGGCGAGCUCUAUCCAGCUCAAGUGAGAACGCCUGCCGACCAUUUCUGCGAGCAAUACAAGCAGCUCUGGUUACAGCACUUUGGCCAGCAUCACACGCAGCCUCUAGACCCGUCCGCCCAACCAUGGCCAGAGGAUAUUCGAGGCCCAGCUCCAGCAUAUCCAUAUCCUGCUCAGCAACCCUCGCCCGCUGCUCCUGUACCUCGGGGGAACCCUAUCAAUCAACAAACUCCUACAAACUGGUCGCACUAUGCCAGUCGGUCCAAUACCCCUGCCGUCUAUUACAGCGCUCCUUCAGUGCGGUUUCCGCCCAUCGUUCCUCCUGAGUCAUCCAUGACAAGCCGAGCUCCUGUCGUGACUAUGUCAGUGCCACAUCUUUCCAUGUUACAAGCUUCUCCCCAACUUGCCGUCAAUAAUCAUACUGGGCAAAUGCCCUCAGGAAGCCUCUCGCAGCCCAUCGCCAAUUCCAGGAUGAUGCAGACCAGUCCACCAGUGCCGCAGUCAAUGCCUUCGGCUAUUGUCCAGCGCCAGGUAGAGAAUGAUCUGCUGAUUCCACGAAAUGCUCCGCAAACAUUGCCGACGCUUGCUAUACCAGAACCCCACCGUCAUGCGCUACACCAGGUCCAUCUGUGCAGUCCUGUCCUCGAAAAUCUCAAUGCCAAAACACAAGCCAACAGCAAAUGGUAUCACUAUGUCGAAAAUGUAAUCAGACUGAGACCCUUGCUUGAUGCUGAAUCGCCUAUGUGUCAGUGGAAGUUGGAAAUUCCGGAAUGUUACUGGGCAACAAAGGCCCAAAGCCAAAAAUUCAUGAAGGACUCUUUUGUCAAUCGUCGAAAGAUCACCAAUGGAAGCACACAAUUCAGAUUGAAAUGCAUAGCUUCAGACGACAGACAGGCAUUGGAGAGUAUUCCCUUGUCGGAUCUUGUCGUGCAACCUGGACGAUGGCCACGUCAUUUGUCUGUCUCGAUCAAUGGUGAUAUGGGGGUUGAUUUCUGCCGCAAAGUCCACCACGGCGCAGAUCUACCCACGGAUGUAACUGACUUAUUGAUAGACGGUGUCAAUGAGGUGAUUGCUUGCGUUAGUUUUACGCAAUCAGAGGCUCCAACUGCUUACAUGAUGGCCAUCGAAGUAACCCGCGUGGCAGACGAGGAGAAGGUUCGCUCGAUGACGGGGCACAUCUCCGCUGAAGAAGUCUCAGCUUCAAUCAUUGCCGUGCUGAACGGCAAUAACGACAUCAGCGCCGACGAAGAGUUAGUCAUUUCGCAGCCACAUAUCAGCAUUGACCUUGUCGACCCCUUCACGUCAACCAUGUGGAAUACGCCUGUACGCGGUAAAAUGUGUCAGCAUCGUGAAUGCUUCGAUCUCGACGCGUUCCUUGACAGUCGCACCGAUCAUGAUGGUGUGACAAGUCCCGAUCAGUGGAAUUGUCCGAUUUGCAGGAGUGAUGCCCGGCCGCAAAUGUUGGUACUCGACCGCUUUCUUGCCAACGUCCGCACGAGGCUGGAAGGACUGAACAAACUGGACGCCAAGGCGAUACUCGUCAAUAGGGAUGGCACUUGGGAAGUAAAGCGAGAGCCGCCGGGCAAGUCGGAUAGAAGCACAAAGUACACGACGGCAAAGAGAAAGCCUCGUGCAAACACGCCAAAACCGGUUAAAGAAGUGUCAACGGUACCUCAUGCAGAGACUUCGGCGGUCGCGCCGCCGUCGGACACAGUUAUUGUCCUUGACGACGAUUGACAUUGCAUUGCCUUGCUUCGUUCUAAUCGGCGGCAAGCCAGGCGACUGUCGUUGACGAUCUAUUUGAUUUGAGAUAUCAACAUCGGGUGUUCACCUGGAAGCUGCAGCAGAAGCUGAAUGCUUCGAUGACGGCGAGGGCUAUGCAUUUCCUCUUUUCUCCUUGAGUGCUUGACGAGGCUGAUUGAACUUGCAUGCCCCAUCUUGCAUGCGGGUUUGAACAUGAUGACGAUUGGAUGUAUUGAGUGAAAUUCUUCCGGUGACCUAUGAGUGGGCUAGCUAAAAAAAAAAGGAGAACGGCGUUUGCUGGUGGACCAGGAGGGGAAGAAAGCUGACCGUGUUGGAAAAGGGGCAAUUUCUGCACGGUGGCCAUCUGGUUGACUUGCGCUGAAAACUUUGGAGGAUAAUGAACCUGGACUUAUUUGAUCGGUAUGCGUAAUUGAGACACACAUAAUCGUCGCAUUGCUUCUUGAUGCACAGACCACGGACAUAGGAAGCUCCUUGGAAUGAAUACACGAUUUUCAAAAUG